AUGGACGAGGAUCAGGGCCCAUCCCAAAUCGUGCCUCAACACGAACCGAAAAAGACCUUGAGCAGCCGACUUAAUGGAGUCAAGAAGACGUUUUUUACGAAACAAGGGCUUGUGGGCGACUACGAUUAUGCCUUUCUUCUCAGGCCAAAUCUACCGUUUAUGAAGAGGUCUCGACAAGCUUCACCUUUCUUCGGCCUCAACGAUAAGAUGCCGGUCGUUUUGGCAUUUGUACUUGGUCUUCAACAUGCUCUAGCCAUGUUGGCUGGCAUUAUCACGCCUCCCAUUCUCAUGUCGGGAUCAACCGGCGUUAACUUCCCUGUCGAUAUGCAGCAGUAUCUCGUCUCCACGGCCCUGAUCGUGUCUGGUAUACUCUCCAUGAUCCAGAUCACUAGAUUUCACAUCUACAAGACACCAUAUUAUAUUGGAACAGGACUUAUCUCCGUUGUCGGUAUCUCAUUUUCCAUCAUCCCCGUCGCCCAGGGGGCGUUUGCGCAAAUGUACGCCAAUGGUUUCUGUCCGACUGACGCCGACGGCACGAAGCUUCCAUGUCCCGAUGCUUACGGUGCGCUUCUCGGGACAGCGGCGGCGUGCGCCCUCAUCGAAGUGCUCAUCGCUUUUAUACCGCCUAGCAUCAUGUUGAGAAUUUUUCCUCCUAUCGUUACCGGUCCGACAGUGAUGUUGAUCGGAAUCAGCCUCAUCGAAACUGGUUUUAAGAAUUGGGCCGGAGGCAGCGGGCCCUGCGCGGACGCCACGCACGCAGCGUUCUUCGACGUCUGUCCUAAUGUAGGCGCCCCUCACGCCUUGCCAUGGGGGUCGCCAGAGUAUCUAGGUCUUGGUUUCUCCGUCUUUCUCACGGUCAUUCUCUGCGAACGCUUCGGGGCUCCGAUCAUGAAGUCUACGAGUGUCAUAAUCGGUCUCCUCGUCGGCUGCAUUAUCGCUGCUGCGACGGGUUAUUUUGACCGUUCGGGAAUCGAUGCCGCCCCGGUUGCCUCUUUCAUAUGGGUUCACACAUUUAAGCUUACCGUGUAUGGACCCCUAGUCCUACCUGUGCUGGCAGUUUUCAUCAUCUGUGCGUGUGAGUCCAUCGGUGACAUUACGGCCACAUGCGACGUGUCGCGCCUCGAAGUAGAAGGAAGGAUGUACGAAUCCCGUAUCCAAGGUGGUGUGCUGGCCGACGGCCUAAACGGCAUCCUCGCUGCUCUUAUGACGAUUACACCCAUGUCUACCUUUGCCCAAAAUAACGGUGUCAUCGCUCUUACGCGAUGUGCGAAUAGGACAGCUGGAUACUGCUGCUGUUUCUUCCUGAUAAUAAUGGGGGUUUUUGCGAAAUUUGCCGCCGCUCUCGUCGCUAUUCCUUCUCCCGUCCUCGGGGGCAUGACUACGUUUCUAUUCUGUUCAGUAGCCGUAUCGGGCAUAGCAAUCAUAUCAAGGGGAGUCCCGUUCACUCGUCGAAAUCGAUUCAUCUUGACUGCCGGAUUGUCGUUCGGAUAUGGAGCGACUUUGGUUCCGACUUAUUUUUCAAAUGUCUUUAGCUAUAGCGGCGACAAUAGAAGCCUUCAGGGAUUCCUAGAUGCUAUCGUGUUGAUUAUGGAGACAGGUUUUGCUGUUACCGCGUUUGUCUGCAUCAUUCUCAAUCUCGCACUAGAAGAAGAGAUAGAAGAGACGAACGAGAAGUUGGUGGCUACCGACGAACCUAUAGCGUCUAAGGGUACAGUCACCAAUCGUCAGAGCAUAGAUAGUAGCAGGAAUGCCUCGGGUCAUGAGAAACAGGGUUGA
Molecule: messenger RNA, 1776 nt
Organism: Daldinia childiae
Lineage: Eukaryota; Fungi; Ascomycota; Sordariomycetes; Xylariales; Hypoxylaceae
Product: Uric acid-xanthine permease
Exons: 6
Coding region: 1-1776 (591 amino acids)
Biological process (GO): xanthine transport; transmembrane transport
Cellular component (GO): membrane; fungal-type vacuole
Molecular function (GO): xanthine transmembrane transporter activity
Source: RefSeq, a predicted model, not a curated record